GGUGAUGGUUUGAGCUGCAGUCUGGAUGCGACAGAGAAGAAACCUGCCAACAUGAUGCCGAUGUUCCUCACCGUGUACCUCAGCAACAACGAGCAGCACUUCAGCGAGGUUCCCAUCACGCCGGAGACGCUGUGCAGAGAUGUUGUGGAGCUCUGCAAGGAGCCCGGCGAGGGCGACUGCUACCUGUCCGAGACGUGGAGAGGCUCAGAUCGUGUCGUUGGAGAAGGGGAGCCGAUGUUGGAGGUGUUGCAGCGAUGGGGGCAGCAGAGGGGGGAGGUUCGGUACCUCCUGCGUCACCAGAGAGCACCAGGACAAGAGUCAGGUGGAUCCAGAGCUGCAGAACAGAUGAUGAAGAGGGACCAGGUGAAAGCUUCUGUGGAGAGAUCUGUGGAGAAUGGGGUCUCAGCUGCUCGUCUGGACGUGACGCUGAGCGACCUGCAGGAUCUGGCAGCCCGACAGCAGCAGCAGAUCAAUGCCCAGCAGCAGCUGUUGGCCUCCAAGGAGCAACAGCUGCGAUACCUGAAGCUACAGGAUCAGCGGCAGCAGCAGCAGGAGGUGUCUGAGCAGGAGCGACUGCAGCAGCUCAGAGAGAACGCGCACAACCAGGAGGCCAAACUGCGUCGGGUCCGGGCCCUCAGGGGCCAGGUGGAGCAGAAACGCCUCAGCAACAGCAAACUAGUGGAGGAGAUUGAGCAGAUGACCGGCCUGUUCCAGCAGAAGCAGAGGGAGCUGCUGGUCGCUGUGUCGAGGGUGGAGGAGCUGAGCGACCAGCUGGAGGCGCUGAGGAGCAGCAGGCUGGAGCCUCCUCCUCCUCCUCAUCACCACAACUCCUCCUCUUCCUCCUCCUCCACAGCAGAGCUGGAGCGCCUCUACAAAGAGCUGCAGCUGAGGAACAAGCUGAACCAGGAUCAGAGCGGCAGGCUGCAGCAGCAGAGAGACAGCCUGAACAAGAGGAACCUAGAGGUGGCGGCGAUGGACCGACGGCUGGCCGAGCUUCGGCAGCGGCUCUGGAAGAAGAAGGCGGCCCUGCAGCAGAAGGAGAACCUGCCAGUGGCUUCAGACAGCAUGGCCCCUCACCAUGGCGUGGGCUCCAGAGUGGCGGCAGUGGGGCCGUACAUCCAGUCAUCUUCCACAACAUGCUCUCAAGGGCCUCAGGUGCCGGCCCGCCAGGAUGUUCUGGUGAAGCCGGCGUACCCGGAUGGCACUGCCACCCUGCCCAUGCCCGACUCGUCCCUGAAGCCACCUCCCAGACCGGCCAAACCAGCCUCAGGUUUCACCAAAAUAACCAAACUCUCUGACUGGAGCAGCUCAUUUUCUGAAUCCAGUAGAGGUAACGGCCACGCCUCUACCCUGCCUCGCAUGUCCGGCCUCAGCUGCCACAACUCAGGUGGUAAGACCCUCACGGACCAGAAGAGCCUCUCUGGGUCUGACAUCCCACCCACUGUACCCUCACGGACCAAUCACAUCACUGACAACCUGCUCAGGGACAAUCAGGUCUCAGGUAAAGGUCAGUCCAAGAUGGCGGCGCCACCUCCAGUUCCCAGUAAGCCCAAACCGAUCUCCACUGGCCCACCAACUUUCUCCAAGCCCCUCUACAGCACUGGGACCUUUCCUGGCAAGGUGCGGCCAGUCGGGGGCCACCUCAGGGCUCUGGGAGUCCUCUCCAGCCACAGCCACACCCUCCCUCUGCCCAACAAGCAGGAGAGUCCGCCAGCCGCCGCCGUACGACCAUACACCCCCGACCUCUCAGAGCCCCCGCCCCCUGUGCUGCAGAAGCCUCAGACUCUGGCGGCUUCGUCCAUCUACUCCAUGUACACCCAGCAUGCCACGCCGGGGAAGGGCUACCAGCCGAGCGGGCAGGGAACGCUGCCUCGCAGCCAGCCCAGAGUGUAUGGCAAACCAGUUCUCCCAGCUAGCGGGGGGCAGCAGUCUAUCGGCUCAGAUGGCCCAAUCAUGAAUUCUGGGUCUUGCGUGGUGGGCGGGAGUGAGGUUGACAGCGGUUGCCUGGGUAACGGCGAAGGUUUCGGAGCAGAGACGGCGGAACGAGCCACCCCGCGACCACUCAGCCCCACCAAGCUCCUCCCCUUCCUGUCCAACCCCCACAGGAACCCCAGUGACGCCGACCUGGAGGCCCUGCGCCGCCGGCUGCACCACGCUCCCCGGCCCCUGAAGAAACGCAACUCCAUCACGGAGCCGGAAGGCCCUGCUGGACCAAACAUCCAGAAGCUGCUGUAUCAGAAAACCACUCUGGCUGCGAUGGAGACCAUCCCCAUGGAGACAGGUGGUCCUCGUGGCGUUCACGAGGACAGGAUGGGCGGUGCAGAUGUAGCGUCCAGAGUCGAGGACAACACCAGAGCGGGCUUCAACCAGCCGCUCGCUGAGAGCCCAGAGGACAGCCUGACUCCGCCCCCUCUGCCCCCACGCUCACCCAUCGCAGACCCCGCCUCCUGUCGCUUACUGCCCCCCCCUCUGGAGGACAAAGAGGAGGAAGAGGAGGAGGAAGAGGUGCGUCCGUCCGCCUCGUCCCUCCAGGACUACUUUGCAGACGAGUUCCCGCCCUACCCGCCCCCACCUUACCCUACCUGUGGUGACGGGGAGCAAGGAGAUGAUGCCCCCAACCUGCAGCCGCCAGAGGUCACAGGACAGGUCACAGCGCCCCCGGGUAAGAGGUCGAUCCUUCGUAAAGCUGGCUUGGAGCGGAUUGACCGGAGCGUGCGGGUCAAGUUUAACCCUCUGGCUCUGCUGCUGGACUCGUCACUGGAGGGCGAGUACGACCUCGUCCAGAGGGUCAUCUAUGAUGUGGACGACCCCAGCAUGCCGAACGAUGAGGGCAUCACGGCGCUGCACAACGCCGUCUGCGCCGGCCACACUGAGAUCGUAAAGUUUCUAGUUCAGUUCGGUGUCAACGCCAACGCUGCUGACAGCGAUGGCUGGACUCCCCUCCACUGUGCUGCCUCCUGUAACAACGUUCAGGUCUGUAAGUUCCUGGUGGAGUCGGGAGCGGCGGUGUUCGCCACCACAUACAGCGAUAUGCAGACAGCUGCCGACAAAUGUGAGGAGAUGGAGGAAGGCUACGCCCAGUGCUCCCAGUUCCUCUACGGUGUUCAGGAGAAGAUGGGCGUGAUGAACCGUGGCGUGGUUUACGCCCUGUGGGACUAUGAGCCUCAGAGCGACGACGAGCUCGGCUUCAGCGAGGGCGACUGCAUGACGGUGCUGAGACGGGAGGACGAGGUGGAGACAGAGUGGUGGUGGGCAAGAUGUGGUGACCGUGAGGGCUACAUCCCCCGCAACCUGCUGGGGCUGUAUCUGAGGAUCAAGCCACGGCAGAGAAGCCUGGCUUAACCGACGGCUUACAAAUCCUUCAAAAGACCGUAGAGUUCUUAGGAGGAGGAGGAGGAGCAGAUGAAUAAACCUCUGGACUCGUGCUGCACGGACACAAAAUAUCAGAGGCUGAAAAAAAAAGAGACAGAUGUUUUCUGAACUGCCUGUGGACUUGAUUGGUUUUUCAACCUCAGCACAAAGAAUGUCACAAUGAACUGCUGGAGAGACGGUAAAAUGAACAGAUUCUCACUUUACCAAAAUGUAUCAGCAGAUAUUUGACUUUUGCAGAUGAUUUUUGUUCCUUUGAGAGCCUCAAAAACAAAAUGUGACAAUUAUUUGGGGUCCUUUUUAAUAUUCUUUUUUAAGAUUUUAUUUUAUUUUACUGAACAGGGACAUUUGAUGUAAAGGCAAGAAAUUUGGGGAGAGAAAGAGAGUAGACAUGCAUCCCAAAGGUUGGAAUCAAACUGGGGACAAUGUGUUCUAACUACGAGCCCACUAUCUUUUUGUUUUGUCAUUUUUAAAGUAUUUAAAAGUACAAUCCCAUGAUUUAUUACAGCUACCAAAAAAUUUAGAAAAUAAUGCAAUUACAACAAAACACAAAUCUAGAAGGUUUUAUACCAAAUUUGGAGUGUAUCUUAAAGUAAUUUUUUUGUGUACUUGGCAAAGCCACCAAAAAUAUUAUUUGUGUGUAGAAGAUAGUAACUAAUGUGAACAAGAUAAUAAGUUGGCAAAUUAGAUAAUAACAUGUGUGAACAUGAUUGUAAUUUAUGGCACCACGUUGGUGAAAUAUCUUUUUGUUUCUCUGCGGGCUCCAGAUUAAGGUUUACCUGGAGUUUUUUUUUUUUUUAAAUAAAUUUCAGCUUGUUUUUGUUGUGCACGUUUGCAGACAGGCUCGGCCAUUUGUUAAUAUCAGUUUGAUACUUAUGCUAUUAAUGUUCUUAUGUUACCCAAACUCCUACAGGAUUAGCACUUGUUUUGAGAGAGUUGUUGAAAUUUUUUGUUAUAAAAUUUUAUUUACAAAAUU
This is a messenger RNA of Micropterus dolomieu (smallmouth bass), 4345 nucleotides long. RefSeq names its product apoptosis-stimulating of p53 protein 2-like. Gene Ontology annotation, biological process: regulation of apoptotic process. NCBI's taxonomy places the organism in Eukaryota, Metazoa, Chordata, Actinopteri, Centrarchiformes, Centrarchidae. The transcript has 18 exons. Gene Ontology annotation, molecular function: p53 binding. Bases 52 to 3342 code for a protein of 1096 amino acids. The record is from RefSeq and is a predicted model, not a curated record. Gene Ontology annotation, cellular component: nucleus.